Molecule: messenger RNA, 173 nt
Organism: Dovyalis caffra
Lineage: Eukaryota; Viridiplantae; Streptophyta; Magnoliopsida; Malpighiales; Salicaceae
Source: the annotation of a GenBank genome assembly
GUGUCGGGCGGGGCCUAGUUUAUGGGCAUAGGAAGUGUAGUGGCCCUAAGGCCCACUCCAACAAUCCCAUAGUUUUUGACAAACCAUUGUCUAGUUCUGAGCCACUGAUGCUUUGGGAAGCAGCAGUUGCUGAGCAAUCUCUGGGAUUUGGUGCACGGAGUUGGAUAGAAUAG